Colletotrichum orchidophilum is the source of this 927-nucleotide messenger RNA. RefSeq names its product phosphoglycolate/pyridoxal phosphate phosphatase. The transcript is spliced from 4 exons. The record is from RefSeq and is a predicted model, not a curated record. NCBI's taxonomy places the organism in Eukaryota, Fungi, Ascomycota, Sordariomycetes, Glomerellales, Glomerellaceae. Bases 1 to 927 code for a protein of 308 amino acids. Gene Ontology annotation, molecular function: alkaline phosphatase activity; phosphoglycolate phosphatase activity.
AUGUCUCAACAACAGCAGCCCAAAUACCUCACUGGCGACCCUUCCGCCAUUCAGGAAUUCCUCGAUAAGUUUGACGUCUUUCUGAUCGACUGCGAUGGCGUACUCUGGUCCGGAGACCACCUGUUCGACGGCAUCCGCGAGACGCUCGCCUUUCUUCGCUCAAGAGGCAAGCGCACCGUCUUCGUAACAAACAACUCUACAAAGUCCCGCCCCGACUACCACAAGAAAUUCGCCGCCCUAGACAUCCCUUCGGAUGUGGAAGACAUCUUUGGCUCAGCCUACUCCUCGGCCGUCUACGUCUCCCGCAUCCUCGACCUCCCCGCCGGCAAGCGCAAAGUCUUUGUCAUCGGCGAGGCCGGCAUCGAAGCCGAGCUCCGCGCCGAGGGCGUCGACUUCAUCGGCGGCACCGACCCGAAUUUACGCCGCGACAUCACCCCCGAGGACUUUGCCGCCAUCGCCGACGGCUCCGCCCUCGACCCGGAAGUCGGCGUCGUGCUCGCGGGGCUGGACUUCCACAUCAACUACCUCAAGCUGUCGCUCGGCUACCAGUACCUGCGCCGCGGCGCCGUGUUCCUCGCCACCAACACGGACAGCACCCUGCCCAUGUCGCAUACCUUCUUUCCCGGCGCGGGCUCCAUCUCGAUCCCGCUCAUCAACAUGUCGCAGCAGCAGCCCGUGGCUCUGGGCAAGCCGUCGCAGGCCAUGAUGGACGCCGUCGAGGGCAAGUUCCAGCUGAACCGCGAGCGGACGUGCAUGAUUGGCGACCGCCUCGACACCGACAUCAAGUUUGGCAUCGAGGGGAAGCUGGGCGGCACGCUCGCCGUGUUGACUGGCGUUCACAAGAAGGAGGACUGGGAGAAGGAGGGCGCCGCGGCUGUUCCGGCGUACUACGUUGACAGCCUCGCCAGCUUGAAGCUUGAUGCGUGA